UUGAGAAUAAGUUCCAUCAACUGGGAAGGAAUAAUAAGCUCAAAAAACGUGAAGCUAGCUCAAACCCCGACUUUCAACUUUCAUCACAUCACGUCACGCAAAAUGGAAUGUGCCAAAAAUCCGUGUUAGAAGUAUUUUGAAAUAUUUAUCGAAUACUGAAUAGAUUUUGUUAUGAUAUGCAUUUAUGUAAGAUCUUAUUACUUCUCAGCCGCCAUAGCAUUGAAUAUCCUUCUCUAUUGCGACCGUAUCGCGUCACUUGAAGCGCUGACUUGCAGCUCCACGAUAUUCCAAACAUACCAUCAUAAUAAUGGCCUGGAAACCUCUAAAUCUUUUAAGCUCUGCUGGCGCACGGUUACCACCUCUCUUAAGCUCAUCCGAGUUUAAAAGUGAUUCAUACAUAGUGAGGCUGACUGAUUUAUCAAAUACAUGGGUCGAGAAGAUAGAUCGCGACACCAUAAUCGAGCGAAGCAAAGAAGAGAAUACAAGUAUCGAUCCUAAUGAGGGCGAAGACCAGUUAUCGAUAUUUCUUAAUAAGAUAAAGCUAGGGCUUACGGGAGGAAAAGAUACAAGCAUAUCUUUGCAAGUUGGUGCGGGCAUUGCGGAAGAUCUAUCACCGAACUUACUUCUCCAUGUUAAGAUUCCACUGCCUGGUGGAUUACGGGACUUGGAAUGGCGGUAUGAAUUGGCACUAGAAGGACCGAAAGAAAUAGUUGACAAUUUGGUUCUUCCGAGCUUAAUUGCACUACAAGAAAAGAGGAAAGAGGUCGAAGAGCUAGUGGAGCUGCUUGGGGAGAAAGAUGCGGUCAUUCAAAAAUUAGUCGAUACAUUGGAAAGUCAAGGGACAGACCUAGGCACAAUUUUCCAUCAAGCUGCGGGAAGACCGGGGAGGAAGGUUGACAGAAAGAAGGCUAGUGAAAAGAUUAAAGGCUUGAAGAUCUUCGAUGCAGAAGCUUGGAAAAAGGAGUUGGGAUCUGAUAAAACGGAUGAUAGGUUGGAGUUAUUGAACAAGGUGUUUAGCUGCAAUGACAUAACUCCGAGUAUUUCUAUAACAAAUGCUUUUGAUGAGGAGGUUCAGGAUUUCAAUUGGUGGGAUCAUAUGCAAGGCAAGGUUGUAGGUACAUCAGGGGACAGUGCUACGACAAAUCAAAUGAAUUUACCAAGAAGAAAUAUCGAACAAGAAUAUGUACCGCCCGAGGAAGACUUUCAGGUACAAUCAACACCUCCUCGCCUCUCAAAAUCUAAGGCUAAGCCUGAUAUUUCAAUGGGUGAUUCUACAGAUGAUGACGAUGGCGACGACCUCGGUGGCUUGUCUCAACGUUCGAGAAUUCCAGAUGGCCUUUCCAUCUCACAAUCCGGCGCAGCAGGUCCUAAUCGAACUCCAAUCUCAAAAUCCAGUCCACCAAAAGUGAAACCCCCAUUCAACAAAUUGGGUACAAAACGAAAAUCUCCAACACCAACUCCCCCAACUCAACCCGAAGAUGAUACCACCGAGGAUGAUGAACCUAUACCGGCGACUUCACGACAUAGAAGAGCGACUUACCACAGCGGUAACGAUGAUACCAUGGACGAUGAUACACCAUCCUCUCCGCCAUCAAAAAGGCAGCAAACUUCCAAGGAAUCUCCAGCUAAAAAGAAAGGCAAGCUAGGAAAAACAGGCGGAAAGAGAGCUGCUUCACAUUCUUCAGAGCCAGAGCCAGAACCAGAACCAGAACCAGAACCUGAACCUGAACCUGAACCUGAGCCUGAACCUGAGCCUGAGCCAGAGCCAGAAGCUGAACCAGAAGCUGUAAAGCCGCGACCCAAAAGAGGCAUGCUAGGUAAAAUUGGUGGGAAGAAAAAAGAGAAUGUACCAACACCUGAAAUCGAGUCUCAAAGUUCGGCAACGUCGAAGAAGAAGCUAGGUAUUAUUGGUGGGAAGAAGGUUGCUACUGGAAAUGCUAGCCAAAAAGGACAUGCUUCUCAUGAAGAGAAUAGGGGAAGAUCGAGAGAACCAACGAUGGAGGAGGAAGAGAAAAUUAAAGAAACAACCCCACCACCUAGGGAAACUUCACAAGAACGGGCUGAUAAGAAGAGAGAGAUUUUGAAGAAGGAAUUAGAAGUAAAAAGCAAAGCACCAGUUAAAAAGAAAAGGAAAUUUUGAGGGAUUACUUGUGGGUUUCGAAGAUGUGUAGAUGUAUACCAAGUAUGUUCAUCUGUCCCCGUCUUAGUAGUUAGCAUUUCCCUCGAAAACUUGGAAAAGUUUACCUUUUGUCAUUAGUCUUUGUACGCAUUGUUUCUCUCUCAAUUGUGGGCAUCCGAUCGCUUGCUCUAGUUAGACAAUAAGUCUUUUGGUUUGAUGUUUCUCAAUACACAUGUCACGC
Sclerotinia trifoliorum is the source of this 2360-nucleotide messenger RNA. The record is from the annotation of a GenBank genome assembly. NCBI's taxonomy places the organism in Eukaryota, Fungi, Ascomycota, Leotiomycetes, Helotiales, Sclerotiniaceae.